AUCAAAAUCAACAUUCAAUUUUAAUGAUAAAAAUGCUCAAGUCUAUGAUGAUAACAAUAAAUAUGGUAUAGAAUAUUAUAGCUUAUCUUUAUACGAAAAACUCUCAUCCAAGAAUUAUAAAUUGGAUAAACAUCUUGCAACCUACAAACUAAGACUACAUGUAUCCGACAAUGAAUAUCUCUUGAAAAAUCAAUCUCAAAAAAAAUAA
This is a messenger RNA of Funneliformis caledonium, 208 nucleotides long. The record is from the annotation of a GenBank genome assembly. NCBI's taxonomy places the organism in Eukaryota, Fungi, Glomeromycota, Glomeromycetes, Glomerales, Glomeraceae.